Priapulus caudatus is the source of this 378-nucleotide messenger RNA. RefSeq names its product ubiquinol-cytochrome-c reductase complex assembly factor 2-like. Gene Ontology annotation, biological process: mitochondrial respiratory chain complex III assembly. The coding region runs from base 1 to 378 and encodes 125 amino acids. Lineage: Eukaryota; Metazoa; Priapulida; Priapulimorpha; Priapulimorphida; Priapulidae. The transcript has a single exon. Gene Ontology annotation, cellular component: mitochondrial matrix. The record is from RefSeq and is a predicted model, not a curated record.
AUGGCAUUUUCCCAGUACAGAAAAUUUGUGCGGCUGCUAGAAAUGUGGCCAGUUGACAAUAGCAAGUUUAGCCGUGACCUUGGACAGCAUAUUCGCAACAAAGUCGCAGAAACAUUUCGUGAAGGUGAAACGACGAAAAUCGCCAACGCCGUAGAGUGCGACAAAUAUUACGACGCGUUAAUGACUCUUGCACUCAACAAACACAAAGACAAAUACCAAGUUAAGUUUCAGGAAGGAACAGCGUCUACCGGAUUAACCCUAGAGGAAUGUCACUUGUUGAUGGCAACUGAGAGCUUACAGAUAAUUGACAAGGAAAACAGAAGAUGGUGGCAGGCACAGCAGAAAUCUGAGCAGAAGAAAAAGAAGACUGGGAAAUAG